AAUAAGCGCACAAUGUAAAUCCAAGCGCUGCUUAAUUAGUAAGCGAGUUUCAGUCGAAUGCGACGAUUGAUGCAGAUCGAGUGGUGAUUAGGAGCGUCAGCAGAGUGAUACAUUUUUGUUUAUUAAAGUAGUUUUUAUGUGAUUAGUAGGUAUUUAAGAUGAAAAACCUACAAUUUUUUUGGAUGAGCGCAGCUCUACUAAUAGGAUACCUCGCAGUAGCCACUCUCCAACAAUACGAUGAUUUUGCUGAUCUUAGAGGCCCCUACUGCGAAUCUAUCGGUUGCUGUAAUAACAGAGAAGACACAUGUGCACAACCUAUUAUAGGUACAUUAUGUUACUGCGACGAGUUCUGCAAUAGAACAGAUGUACACGACUGUUGUCCAGACUAUUGGUCGUUCUGUAGAGGAUUGGACAUUGUUACGCCCUUACCGCCUCCUACUCGAAGACCAGCCCCUCCCGAACAACUUGUGUCAUGUUAUUUUAAAAAUCAAGUACUUUUUAUCAAUCAAGUUAUCAAAGAUAACUGUAAAACUUGUCGAUGUGUUCCGAGGGGUAACAACAAUCCAGAAAUCAGAUGUGAUCCGGAAAUUUGCAUUAUUGACGAAUACAUUGUCCGCGAGGUAAACACUGGAGAUAAUGGUUGGGUAGCAAAUUCAAACUAUUCUGAUUUUUGGGGACAAACUCUUUCAAAAGGAAUAACAUAUAAAUUGGGAACCAUACAACAUAAAAAAGAUGUAAUGCGCAUGAAUCCGGUAAAACGAUACUACGAUCCUGCAUCAUUACCAAACCGAUUUGAUAGUGCGGAACGCUGGCCUAGGUAUAUCACUGGUAUUCAAGAUCAACAGUGGUGUGGGGCAUCCUGGGCCAUUUCUACUGCUGCAGUGGCUUCCGACAGAUAUGGGAUCAUCUCCAAAGGAAUAGAGGAGGUCACCUUAAGUGCCCAAAAUAUAAUUUCUUGCAUUCCAAAAUCAAAGGGUUGUGAGGGAGGGCGAUUAGAUCGCGCUUGGACAUUUGUACGUAAAUAUGGUGUUGUCGAUGAGUCUUGCUUUCCAUAUACAGCUGCCGGAAAUACAGUCUGCUCCAUAGGAAGAGUUGGCUCACUAAUAUCUACAGGAUGUACUCCUCCAAAAUACAGUAGCAGAGUCGAUAGAUACAAAGUUGGUCCUGCCUAUAGACUGGGCAACGAAACAGAUGUUAUGAAUGAGAUAAUGCUUUCCGGACCUGUACAAGCUACAAUGAAGGUUUACCACGACUUUUUCCUAUAUAAACAUGGAAUUUACCGACAUACCAAUGGGCUUUCUAUGAUUCACCCAGUUGGUUACCAUUCUGUAAGAAUUGUAGGGUGGGGGCAAGAAGCAACACCAUGGGGGCCACAGAAAUUCUGGAAAGUAGCAAAUAGCUGGGGAUCUCAGUGGGGCGAAAAUGGCUACUUCAGGAUCUUGCGCGGUACCAACGAAUGUGAAAUCGAAUCUUUUGUACUGGCAGUGUGGCCCGAAGUUGAUCGACGUGUUUUAGUGGAAAGAUUGUCCAACUGAAAAUAAGAAGAAAUAUGGUACCGCUUUCCGCAAAAAAACUUGAUUACUAUUAACCUUAUACUAAUGAAUACAUAUUUAUAAAUAGGUUACCAAGGCUUGUGGUGCAAUUUUCUUUAAUGUGUUCUUCUUAAAACUGCCAUUAUGUAUUUUCUAUUGAAGACAAGAAGCGCACUGUUGAUAAUAGAAAAAAAAUAUUUAUUUUUAUAUUUUGUAGACGUAACUUUGUUUUUUGUGUUUAGUAUUUAAUAAAUGUGUUUGCUAUA
Messenger RNA from Anthonomus grandis grandis, 1798 nucleotides. RefSeq names its product tubulointerstitial nephritis antigen-like (gene Swim). The transcript is spliced from 9 exons. Gene Ontology annotation, molecular function: cysteine-type peptidase activity. NCBI's taxonomy places the organism in Eukaryota, Metazoa, Arthropoda, Insecta, Coleoptera, Curculionidae. The record is from RefSeq and is a predicted model, not a curated record. The coding region runs from base 159 to 1535 and encodes 458 amino acids. Gene Ontology annotation, biological process: proteolysis. Gene Ontology annotation, cellular component: lysosome.